Molecule: messenger RNA, 1083 nt
Organism: Aspergillus clavatus NRRL 1
Lineage: Eukaryota; Fungi; Ascomycota; Eurotiomycetes; Eurotiales; Aspergillaceae
Product: glycosyltransferase family 32 protein
Exons: 2
Coding region: 1-1083 (360 amino acids)
Biological process (GO): protein N-linked glycosylation
Cellular component (GO): mannan polymerase complex
Molecular function (GO): alpha-1,6-mannosyltransferase activity
Source: RefSeq, a predicted model, not a curated record
AUGCUCACAUUUCGAAAAUCGUUGAUCGCGGCGGUCAUCCUAAUCACCUUCAUCGUUCUCCUCCGGUCCGCGCAUUCCGGUCCUUCCACCCAUUCCAUCGUUCCCAAACCGGACGAAGCGGUCUUCGAUGUCAACCAGGCUGUCAGCAACGAGCAUUCAACAGAGCAAAAGAAGGAAGCACAGCAGGCGCCACUGAAACCACCCCCAACUGCACCAUUGCGUGACCGACUCCGUUAUCAAUUCCCCUACGAUCUGGAAAAUAAGUUCCCCGCGUACAUCUGGCAGACAUGGAAAUAUACGCCGUCGUCGGUCUGGUUUGGCGAGGAUCUCCGCCCCGCGGAAGCAAGUUGGACGACACUGCACCCAGGAUUCGUUCACGAGGUGGUGACGGACGAGACUCAGCGCCAUCUAAUCAAGUACCUUUACGGUUCAUUGCCGGAGGUGUUUGAGGCCUACGACUCGAUGCCCCUACCUGUCCUGAAAGCGGAUUUCUUCCGAUACUUGAUCCUGCUGGCCCGGGGAGGAAUUUACAGCGAUAUCGAUACCUUUGCGCUCAAACCCGCAUCCGACUGGUUGCCCUCGGAGCUGGAUCUCUCGAAGAUCGGCUUCGUCGUGGGCAUCGAGGCUGAUCCAGAUAGGCCUGAUUGGCAUGAUUGGUAUUCGCGCCGGAUCCAGUUUUGCCAGUGGACCAUCCAGGCCAAGGCGGGCCAUCCGAUCCUCAGCGACAUCGUCGCGUACAUCACGGAAGAGGCGCUGCGGAUGAAGAAAGCGGGUGUUCUCAAGGAGGGCAAGAUGGAUAAGACCAUCGUCGAGUUCACGGGGCCGGCCGCAUGGACCGACGCCGUGUUCAGAUACUUCAACGAUCCUGAAUUUUUCAGUAUUGAACCCGAUUCGACACACAAUGUCACAUACGAAGAUUUUACCAACCAGCAGGGGUUCAGAAUGGUUGGUGAUGUAGUGGUUCUCCCCAUCACCAGCUUCAGCCCCGGUGUCAAUCAGAUGGGUGCCGGUGAUUACGAUGAUCCCAUGGCGUUCGUUAAACAUGACUUUAGUGGAUCAUGGAAAACAGACCCGUCACUUUGA